UCGUUGCCAUAGACUCAUUGGUACUCUCCGUUGAACGUCUUAAGCGAACACUUGUUGGAUUCUAAAGAACGCAGUCGGCCGUCGGUUUCAGUGUUAAGCCCCACAAAAAAGAAAAGCAAAGCAAAAAAUAUUGCCCAAGAAAACAAGGCAACAAAAAGAAAGUGGAAAUAAUUGUUUUACAAAUUUCUGGUGUUGAAACAAAAUAAAAAAUAUUGUGUGAGUGAUACAAAAAAAAAAAAAAAAAAAGCAACAACAAAAAGAGCAACAACAUCAAUAAAUAAAUAAAAAAAUAAAUUAUAAUAAGCAAAAGUGAAAAUUGUUAAUAAAACAAAAGUAAAGUGUUAAACAAAUAAAUAAAUCAUUAGUAAAGUCAAGUCGAGCACCCCACCCCUGGAUCUUAUCAUUUUUAACGAAGCGGUUUCAACGGAACUGUGUUUGCCGCCAAAUUUACAAAGAGCAACCGAGCGAGUCGUAAAUCUUGGGAGAGCGUUGUUGGCGGAAUUUUCCUGUUUGUACAACUAUUAAAGUACAACAACCCUUCCCCUCGGCCAUAAUCGCAACUAGAAAAAUCACAGAAAAAACUAGCCACUGCUUAAUACAAAUUAAAUAGAAAAGCAAAGGCAGCGAAAAAAAAAAAUAAAGCCGACCAAGGAAAAAAGGGCAAUCAUCAGCAACAGUUUGUAACGAAAUUGCCUAGAGGAGAGACACACAGUCACAGUCGUCCACACAACUACAACUGCAGGUCCUGGCCAUUUCGUUAUCCUCAGCCAAGUGUUGGAUCUCUUUGUUGGUGACAUAUGCCAGCCGUCUAAUGUUGUUGAGAUAUCUUUGUCUGCUGCAGAAGAAAGAAUAACCACUUGGGCUUAAGUACCAGCACCAUCAGCAGAAGCAGCAGCCGUCAUCAACACAUGUGUGGACACUUGUAGUGGAACAAGACGACGACAUUGUGCUUAGGUAAGAAGGAGAGCGUGGACAAGCACACCGUCAACAAAAUGGGCGACAACAUAAUUGGUUCGGCAAGUUUCUUGCAUUUGGGUGACAUUGUUUCACUCUUUGCCGAGGGCAGUGUUUGCGGAUUUCUCAGCACUCUUGGUUUGGUUGAUGAUCGUACCGUUGUGUGUCCUGAGGCAGGCGACUUAAAUUAUCCACCCAAGAAGUUUCGAGAUUGCUUGAUAAAAGUAUGUCCCAUGAACCGCUACUCGGCCCAGAAGCAAUUCUGGAAGGCCGCCAAACAAUCAGCCAGCUCGAAUACGGAUACAAAUUUAUUGAAGAGAUUGCAUCACGCUGCCGAAAUCGAAAAGAAACAAAAUGAGACGGAAAACAAAAAACUGCUGGGUACAGCCAUCCAAUAUGGCAGUGUGGUCCAGUUGCUGCAUUUGAAGUCAAACAAAUAUCUGACCGUAAACAAACGUCUUCCCUCGCUGCUGGAGAAAAAUGCCAUGCGAGUGUAUUUGGAUGCCAACGGCAAUGAGGGUUCGUGGUUCUACAUUAUGCCCUUCUACAAGCUACGCUCCAUUGGCGACAAUGUCGUGGUGGGCGAUAAAGUCAUCCUAAAUCCAGUCAAUGCCGAUCAACAAAAUCUCCAUGUGGCCGCCAAUUAUGAGUUGCCCGAUAAUCCGGGCUGUAAGGAGGUGAAUGUUUUGAACUCCUCAACCUCGUGGAAGAUUACCCUGUUUAUGGAACACAAAGAGAAUCAGGAUCACAUUUUAAAGGGUGGAGAUGUGGUGCGGUUGUUUCAUGCCGAGCAAGAGAAAUUUCUCACCAUGGAUGAGUAUAAGAAGCAGCAACAUGUCUUCCUAAGGACCACAGGGAGGACCAGUGCCACAGCGGCCACAUCCAGUAAGGCAUUGUGGGAAAUCGAGGUGGUCCAACAUGAUUCCUGUCGUGGCGGAGCUGGCCAUUGGAAUUCCUUGUAUCGUUUUAAACAUUUGGCAACGGGUUAUUAUUUGGCUGCAGAGCUGGACUCUGAAAAUGGAGGAUCAUUGGGUAGUGGCAUUAGUGCCAGUAGUGUGGGCCAGCUGCAGCAGCAGCAACAGAUUCAUCAGACCCCAACCCAGCUGCUGAAUAUUAGUGCCGAGAAUGCCAAGGAUUCGGGAAUUAGCUGUAAUUCCACGAUGAUAGACAAAGGCAAAUUGGAGCAUUAUCGUCUGGUUUCCGUACCCUUUUCCACCGACAUUGCCACCGUUUUCGAGUUGGACCCCACCACCAUGGCCCGGGCGGAUAGCUUGGUACCCCAAUCAAGUUAUGUUCGUUUGCGCCAUCUUUGCUCCAAUACCUGGGUCCAUGCCACCUCCAUACCGAUUGACAUUGAUGACGACAAACCGGUUAUGUCCAAGGUUUGCUGUUCCCCUGUCAAGGAAGACAAGGAGGCGUUUGCAUUGAUACCAGUCUCCCCAGUGGAAGUUCGUGACUUAGAUUUUGCCAAUGAUGCCUGUAAGGUGUUGGUGGUGGUAACGGCGAAAUUGGACAAUGGCACCAUUUCGAUAAAUGAAAGGAAAUCCCUGAUAUCCCUGCUGCAGGAUAUUGUCUAUUUCAUAGCUGGCAUGGAGAAUGAACAGAACAAAACCAAGGCCCUGGAAUUGACCAUCAAAAAUCCCAUCAGAGAUCGCCAGAAGUUGUUGAGAGAGCAGUACAUUCUCAAGCAGCUAUUUAAAAUCCUACAAGGACCUUUCCAAGAACAUCCAGGAGGAGAUGGUCCCUUCCUAAGGCUCGAUGAGCUUAGCGAUCCCAAAAAUAGUCCCUACAAAAAUAUCUUCCGUUUAUGUUAUCGCAUUUUGAGAUUAUCCCAACAGGACUAUCGCAAAAAUCAGGAAUACAUUGCCAAACAUUUUGGCCUGAUGCAAAAACAAAUUGGCUAUGAUAUCCUGGCUGAGGACACCAUUACAGCGCUGCUGCACAAUAAUCGUAAACUUCUUGAGAAACACAUUACGGCAGCGGAAAUUGAAACAUUUGUAGGACUCGUCAGGAAAAACAUGCACAAUUGGGAUUCGCGAUUUUUGGACUAUCUCUCCGACCUGUGUGUCUCAAAUCGCAAGGCAAUUGCUGUCACCCAGGAGCUGAUAUGCAAAAGUGUUUUGAGUACAAAAAAUUCCGAUAUACUCAUCGAUACCGAAGUGAAAAUUGUCAAGGCCCCGAAAUUUGGAUUUCCCAAACAAAGCGAUAUCAACAAGCCCCUGUCGCCUCUAACCGAAGUUGUGGAUGACGAUGACAAAUUGGAUUUGAUUUCCACCAAGACAAGCAGUACCUGGGAUUUACGUAGCCUGGAUGGUGAUGCGGAGGGCGAUAAUGUCAAAUAUGAAAUUCAUUUGAAAUGGAAGGGAUUGAAGGAAUCCCGUUCCAUGGCCGAUUUGGCCAACUGUGUGGCCCAAGGCAAAGAACAAGAAAUCGCCAUUUUGAAUUAUUAUCGCCACCAGCUGAACCUAUUCUCGAAUAUGUGUCUGAAUCGCCAAUAUUUGGCCUUGAAUAAUUUAUCACCCCAUUUGGAUAUUGAUUUGAUUUUGAAGUGCAUGUCCGACGAAACCAUGCCGUAUGAGUUGCGUGCCUCCUUCUGCCGUCUGAUGUUGCAUUUGCAUGUCGAUCGUGAUCCCCAGGAACCGGUAACACCGGUAAAAUAUGCCCGCCUCUGGAGUGAAAUACCAUCGAAAAUGUCAAUCCUAGAUUACGAUGGCAAAAAUCAACAACCCGACUACAACAAGGAAGCUGUUCGGGCCAAAUUCAAUACCACCAUAGCAUUUGUGGAGAACUAUCUUUGUAAUGUGGCGGCCAAAGUUUGGCUGUUCACGGAUCAGGAACAGAAUAAGCUCACCUUUGAGGUGGUGAAAUUGGCCCGCGAUCUCAUCUACUUUGGCUUCUAUAGCUUCAGUGAUCUGCUGCGUUUGACCAAGACUUUGCUUUGCAUUCUGGAUUGUGUGUCGGAUAGUAGCAUUGAUAGCUCCACGGCAGCUGGACCAAAUGCAGGACGAUUUGAGGCUGCUGUGACAGAUUCGGCCGAAGAUGAGGAUUCCAAAAUUGCCGAGGGUGGUGUUCUACGGUCCAUUGGUGAUAUGAACACCGUCAUGACUAGUCUGGCAUUGGGUUCCGUGGGCCAAGUUAUGGCCACACCGGCCAUCUCCUCAUUACAGCAGCGCAAAUCCGUAUCGCAAUUGAUGAAGGAAUUCCCCCUGGUCAUGGAUACAAAAUUGAAAAUCAUCGAAAUUCUACAAUUCAUUCUGGAUGUCCGUUUGGAUUAUAGAAUUAGUUGCCUCCUAUCGAUAUUCAAGCGUGAGUUCGACGAAAGUGACGCCCAUCAAUAUGCCAAUCAGUCGGAAGCAGCCAGCGAUAACACUUCAACUUCCAACACAACAUCUUCCACAUCCACCUCGAACACGAACACAACCUCCGGCACCCAAGAUGCCCAGUCAUCGGCAGCUGCUGCUGCUGCCUUCCAACAGCGUCAAAAGAAUAUCGAUUUAGAGUCAAUUGGCAUACAAGCUGAGGGCAUCUUCGACUGUGACAGUGGCGAUGCCGCCAAUUUGGAUUUAGACGGCCAGGGCGGUCGUACAUUUUUACGUGUUCUCUUGCACUUGAUUAUGCAUGAUUAUCCACCGUUAGUGUCGGGAGCAUUACAUUUGCUAUUCCGCCAUUUCAGUCAACGUCAAGAGGUGUUGCAUGCAUUCCGCCAGGUACAACUUUUGGUUUCCGACAAUGAUGUGGAAUCCUACAAGCAAAUUAAACACGAUUUGGAUAUUCUACGGCAAAGUGUUGAAUCAGAAUUGUGGGUCUAUAAAUCAAAAACUUCCGAGGAAUUAAGUACAACUGUAGGAGAAUCUUCUAUAGAUAAUAGCAAUCUAACCAACGAAUAUAGAGCUUCGCUAUCGACUGAACAAUUGGCCGAGUACAAAAAGGUCAAAGAAAUCCUAAUACGCAUGAAUCAAUUUUGUGUUACCCAAGGUCCCUAUGUCAAACCCCGCAAACAUGAACAACGCCUGCUGCGAAAUGUCGGCGUCCACACUGUGGUCUUAGAUCUCUUACAGAAUCCUUACGGAAAAGAUGAUGUCCUAAUGAAGGAGUUAAUGUUUUUGGCCCAUGAAUUUUUGCAAAACUUUUGUUUGGGCAAUCAACAGAACCAGGUUCUACUGCACAAUCAUUUGGAUUUGUUCCUGAAUCCGGGGAUUCUGGAAGCCAAAACCGUUUGUGCCAUUUUCAAGGACAACCUCACGCUCUGCAAUGAAGUCACCGACAAAGUUGUACAACAUUUUGUCCAUUGCAUCGAGAUACAUGGACGCCAUGUGGUAUAUUUACAAUUCUUGCAAACCAUUGUCAAGGCUGAGAAUCAGUUUAUACGCAAAUGUCAGGAUAUGGUUAUGCAGGAACUGAUCAAUGCCGGCGAAGAGGUUUUGGUAUUCUACAAUGAUAAAUCAUCGUUCAAUCAGCUGGUUCACAUGAUGCAAACCCAGAAGACACCACUGUCCGAUGAUAGUCCCUUGAAGUAUCAUGUAGAAUUGGUAAAGCUCUUGGCCUGCUGUACCAUGGGUAAAAAUUUGUACACCGAGAUCAAGUGUAACAAUUUGCUGUCGCUGGAUGAUAUUGUGGCGGUCAUCUGCCAUCCGGCCUGCAUACCGGAGGUCAAGGAGGCCUAUGUGGAUUUCUUGAACCACUGCUACAUUGAUACCGAGGUGGAGAUGAAAGAGAUCUAUUCCUCGGGUCACAUGUGGAAUUUGUUCGAGAAAAGCUUUAUGGUCGACAUAAAUUUGUUGAUCAAUACCGGCAUCAAUGCCGACAAGACCCUCAUCAACUAUGUGCUGAAUGGCAUCUGCACCAUUCUGGCCAGCUUUUUCAGUAGCCCCUUUUCCGAUCAGAGCACCAUAGUACAGUCUAGACAAAUGAUAUUCGUACAAUUACUGCAAGUCUGCUAUCGUUUAUCUCAAUGCAAAUGGUUGAGUCUGGCUGAUCGCUUUAAUGUCGAAAAUUGUAUACGUACUUUGGCUGAGUCGGCAAAGACACGCAGCAUCGCCAUACCGCUGGAUCUGGAACAGCAAGUGGUGACCAUGUCGAGCAAAACGGCUCUGCUGACCAGGCAGACCACCAAAUGGCUAUUAGCCUCGAAACAGCCAAAAUAUGAGACACAGCAUUCGGCCAAUUUAAUGCGAUUAGACAGGUCCAUUAUCGAGGGCUUGCAGGAUAUUGUCUCACUGCUGGAGGAUCAAUUGAAACCAGUGGUGGAAGCAGAAUUGUCACUGUUGGUGGAUAUAUUGUAUCGAUCGGAAUUGUUGUUCCCCCAGGGAACGGAGGCAAGAAAAAGAUGUGAAUCGGGAGGUUUCAUUAGGAAACUGAUCAAGCACACGGAGAAGUUGUUGGAGGAAAAGGAGGAGAAAUUGUGUGUGAAGGUUUUGAAAACCCUGAGGGAAAUGAUGGCCAUUGAUGUGAAUUAUGGAGAGAAGGGAGAUGCCUUGAGGAGUACGCUGCUGAAACGUUAUUUCGAUAUAAAGCCUUCGAAUACUUCAAGGACGCCAGUGGAGCCUAAGACGGAUAUUUUGUCACUGACCCAGGAUCCGCAAAAACAGCAUUUGAACUUGGUGACCCAUGGUCCGGGGGCAAAGUAUUUGCAAAGAGCCGAAAAAACUCUACACGAAGUCCAAAAUCAUUUGGAUCGUGAGGGUGCCUCAGUGGUUAUCGAAUUGGUUAUUAAGUCAGUGCAUAGUCCCUCAAUUUUCGUGGAGGCCAUUGAACUGGGUAUUGCUUUGCUGGAGGGUGGUAAUCCAAUCAUUCAAAAGGGCAUGUACACCAAAUUCCUGAGCGGAGAUCUCAAUCAGGCCUUCUUCAAGGUCUUUUUCGAUAAAAUGAAGGAUUCCCAACAGGAAAUCAAAUCCACGGUCACAGUGAACACCUCCGACAUUGCGGCCAAGGCCCAUGAAAGUAAACAGGAUGUGAAUUUGGAAUUGGAUAAAAUCUCAAGGAAACAUGGCGUGAAAACCAAUGGGGUGGUCAUAACCGAUGAGUUGAGGAAGGAGCUGCACAAUGCCGGACUGGCCACAGCCAGGGCAUUUAGCAACGCCCGCAAUUUGCAUGCCGGAGAGGAUUCCAAUUCCCUAAAUCUCAACAGUCCCUUCGAUGAUAUUCUGGCGGAGAAAUUGGAAAAACACAAGGACAACAAAGAGGAUCGCAAUAAAUUGUCCAACAAGGUCUUGGUUAUGCAGCCCAUACUCCGAUUCAUGCAAUUGCUUUGUGAAAAUCACAAUCCUGAUCUGCAGAAUCUGCUGAGGAAUCAAAACAACAAAACCAAUUAUAAUCUGGUGUCGGAAACUCUCAUGUUUUUGGAUUGCAUUUGUGGUUCGACAACGGGCGGCUUGGGCCUGCUCGGCCUCUAUAUCAACGAAAAUAAUGUGGCUCUCAUCAAUCAGACACUGGAAACCCUGACUGAGUACUGUCAGGGUCCUUGUCAUGAAAAUCAAAAUUGUAUUGCCACCCAUGAAUCAAAUGGUUUGGAUAUUAUCACAGCCCUGAUACUCAAUAACAUUAAUCCGCUGGGAGAGAAUCGCAUGGAUUUGGUAUUGGAAUUGAAAAAUAAUGCCUCAAAACUGUUGCUGGCCAUUAUGGAAUCGAGGGGAGAUGGUGAGAAUGCGGAGAGGAUUCUCUACAACAUGAAUCCCAAACAAUUGGUUGAUGUUGCCUGUAAGGCCUAUCAUCAGGAGGAAAUGAUCGAUGAUCAUGAUGGCGAUGAGGAUGGUGUGGCGGCGGAACAUGAUGACGACGAUGAUGUGUCGGUAAGUCCACGCGAGGUGGGUCACAACAUCUACAUACUGUGUCAUCAGUUGGCCCAACACAACAAGGAAUUGGCCAGUUUGCUCAAGGUCUCCGAAGAUCCACAGUCUCCCAACUAUGAUGCCAAAAUGAGUCAGGCAUUGAUGUAUUAUGCCACGCACACUGCUCAAAUUGAAAUUGUUCGCCAUGACCGAACAUUGGAACAAAUUGUCUUUCCCAUACCCGAAAUCUGCGAAUACCUGACCACAGAUACCAAAAUGAAAAUAUUCCAAACGGCUGAGCGCGAUGACCAGGGUUCCAAAGUGGCGGAUUUCUUUGAUAAGGCUGAGGAAAUGUUUAACGAAAUGAAAUGGCAAAAGAAACUGAGAGGUCAACCAUUCCUAUUUUGGGUCAGCAGUUACAUGUCCCUCUGGAGUAAUAUUUUAUUCAAUUGCGUUGUUGUUAUUAAUAUAAUUGUUGCAUUUUUCUAUCCCUUCGAUAACACUGUGCCUGAACUAAGCUCUCAUAUUUCCUUACUAUUCUGGGCCAUAAUGAUAUUUUCACUAGUGAUAGUGGUGACUUUGCCACGAGAAUCGGGUAUACGAACGUUAAUCGGGUCAAUAAUAUUACGAUCGAUAUUUUUGCUGGGGCCAGAGUCAACGUUGUGUCUGCUGGGUGUGGUGACGGUAACGCUGAAAAGUGUCCACAUCAUCAGUAUAAUGGGCAACAAGGGUACACUGGAGAAACAUUUCUUGAAAAUUAUCACCGAUUUUCAACUGUUAUACCAUUGUAUCUAUAUAUUCUUUUGUUUUUGUGGUCUGAUCUUUCAUCCGUUCUUCUAUUCGCUGUUGCUCUUCGAUGUGGUCUACCGUGAGGAGACUCUGGUGAAUGUUAUACGCUCGGUAACCCGUAAUGGACGCUCAAUUGUCUUGACAGCUGUGCUGGCCUUGAUUUUGGUUUAUUUGUUCUCCAUAAUUGGUUAUAUGUUCUUCCGUGAUGAUUUCUUGCUGGAAGUCGAUGUGGAUCAUGUUGAAAAUGCGGUGGAAGCAGCCACUCUAUCGGUUAACCCGGACAGCACUUGUUCCACACCCGAUAGUUUGGAGAACCCGAAAUUGAUCACAACCGGUGAUGGUGAAGUCAAAGAACGCUCAUGUGAUUCCUUGGUGAUGUGCAUUGUGACCACCCUAAAUCAAGGUCUGAGGAAUGGUGGCGGUAUUGGUGAUAUUUUGAGGGCGCCAUCUAGUAAGGAGGGUCUUUUCGCUGCACGUGUCAUCUACGAUCUGCUCUUCUUCUUCAUUGUCAUCAUUAUUGUUUUGAAUUUGAUUUUCGGUGUCAUUAUCGACACAUUUGCCGAUCUGAGAAGUGAGAAACAACAAAAGGAAUUGAUACUUAAGAAUACCUGUUUCAUUUGCGGUCUCAAUCGUUCGGCUUUUGAUAAUAAAACGGUUAGCUUCGAGGAACACAUCAAGUCGGAACAUAAUAUGUGGCAUUAUUUGUACUUCAUUGUACUGGUCAAGGUGAAAGAUCCCACAGAAUUCACAGGGCCGGAAAGUUAUGUUUAUGCCAUGGUUAAGGCAGGCAUAUUGGAUUGGUUCCCUCGCCUAAGGGCUAUGUCUUUGGCGGCCGUCGAUGCUGAUGGUGAGCAGAUUGAAUUGCGUAGCAUGCAGGCCCAGUUGCUGGAGACGCAAAUGUUAAUCACCAAUUUGUCACAACAAUUGCACGAACUCAAGGAUCACAUGACGGAGCAGAGGAAACAGAAGCAGCGUUUGGGUUUGUUGAACACGACGGCCAGCAGUUUUAUGACGGGCUAUCAGUUUCAGUGAAUGACCACCUUAGGAAUUGACUAGAAAUAAAAAGCGACCCAAAAAUUAUGUGGGUUUCCCCCUAAACGAUUUCUACAUGUAAAGCGGUUUCUGUUUUUCUUUUUCGAUUUUUGAAAUUGGACGAUGAUGUUUUUCUUUUUUUUAAUUGACGUAUUUAUUUUAUAAAGUAAAUAGUUUUAGAUUAAGGUCUGUUUUGCUAUGAUGAACGAAGGUUUAAAGCAGGUUUGUCGCAAAUUCACAUAUGUAAAAUUUGCCAGAAAGAGAAAUGAGUUUUUAGGAGAGAGGGCCAGGAGAAAAAGUGACAUUCAACUCUCUUCUUUCUCACAAAACUCUGUUUUCUUUUCCGUAAUAUUUUCUAGUGUGUUUGCCGACUUUGUUUUGAUUUCCAAAAGUGAUGCCCAGACAGCUUUCGUUUCUCAUGGCAAAAGAGACACAAAAAGUGUUUUGUAGGGAUAUAUAGAUCGAUAUUGGAUUGAGGCGAUUAAAUGACUUUUUAUGUGAAGAAAAAUACAAAUGAAACAGAAUAUUCUACAAAAAUUGAUUAAGGAUGUAAAUUUGACACUUUUUUCUCUCUCUCUCUUCCUCUAUCUCUUUCUUUCUCCUAUUAAUUCAUUUAAUUCUAAACUCCAACGUUUUAAAAUACGCGUUUUGACCCAUAAUAGAGGGAAUUGACAAACUAAAUGGCGCGUUUUAUUAAAACUGGUUUGAUGUAAUUAUAAAAUCUGUUGCAUUAUGUGCGGGAAUCUUAAGGUGAGAACACAUAAAAGGAUUUUUUGACUGCCUUAAGUCAUCGACUGUUUUUUUCGGAAAAGAACCAAGGAGUCUUAGGGUCUCACUGAAAGUGAGAAUCAGCAAAUUUUUGUUUGCCCAAAAUUCUGCAACGAAAGGAAACUAUUUAAAAUCUACGAAAGGUACAAGGACUUACAAUUAAUUUUAAAAACCUUUUCGCCAGAAAAUUUCGUCGAACUAUCAAACUUCAUUCACAAAUGCAAUCUUCAACUCUGAUUUUCUCUAACUGUGAGAUAGCAGAAAUAUAAACAAAACAAAGAAUACGAUUAUUAAGUAAUCAAAAACCAAGUAGCUCUUGGUAUAUGUGUACUUCGGGUACCUGCCAAUCAUGACGAAGAACGAGAAAGAUAAUCAAAAAAAAAGUAGUCUAUGGCCAAAAUCGAUCUAAGUCAACCUAAAACUCCUUUGUUCCUCUACGAAGAAGCCAGCCAAUGGCUUAAGCCAGUCAAAAGAGCCUUUUAUGUACUUUCACCUUUACCCUUUUUACGUAGCAAAAUUCAAAGGAGAAUCAUGUUUACACUUCUUAGUCAAAGACAUAGAAGUAUAAAGAUGGGACAAGACAGAGUCAAAAUAUUGUCACCAGGUGUAAAUGCCUCUGUUGUUACGAUAUCAUAACAACAUAAUCACCAAUGUUAAGUUGCUUUAACAGCAAAUGCAAUAUUCAAACGCCAGUGAAAUGCAAUUUUUAGUUCAAAUUUUUGGUUUACAGAAAAUUUUAUUCUUAAAAUUGCUCGGUAAAUAUAAUUUUUAUGCUAACAUGUCACUGUUGUGAGCAGCGCCUCUAUAUAUUUUUCACAUUAACUAUUUUUCCAUUAUGCAUUUUGUCCAGUCUUUACCAUUUUAGGUCUUUGUCUUAGUUUUGCAAAUUUUACCACUUACAGAAAUAAAGAACAAUAACCUUAACCCAUUUCGCUCCUCUGUUCGUUUUUUUUUUUUUUUCGAACAGUAAAAAAAAACUCUUUUUCAAAAAAUAUUUAUGUAUGAAAAGGGUAACAUUUCAAACUAAUUUUUAUGUUGGCAGCAAAAGUCUUCUGUCAGUAAUUAAAAAAAAAGAAACCUGAAAAAUAUUCCUCUCCCCCUCGGUGGUAGGCGUACAUUUCUGAAACCCAUAUUUUGGGAUACUUUUUCAAUUAAUUUUAAAAAAUAAAAAAAAUUAAAAAAAUUGUAAAAGUAAUGACGAGGAAUUGGUUUGCAUGCACAAGCGUGGCUUUAAAUAUAUGUAAUCUUGACUGUUUGAAAUUUCGAACACUGGUUCCCGGAAAAAACGGAAAAAUCAGAAAAUUUUUCUGAGUAAAUCAGUGGUCCCAAAUUACGAAAAAAGUAAACUUUUUCAAAAAUAAAAAUUAAAUCUCUGACCGAAAUGGGUUAAUUUUUUAGAGAAAAAUCUAAGGGUGAGAAUUCAUAAAACGUUUUUUGACUGGCUUAAGUCAUCGGCUGACUUCUUCGUAGAGGAAAAAAUAGUUUUAGGUUGACUUAGUUCGAUUUUGGUCCUAAGAUCCUUUGUUCUUUUCCGAAGAAGCCAUCCGAUGACUUAAGCCAGUCAAAAAAGGUUUUUCGGAAGAUUUGUCAAACUUUCUUAUUUUUUACUUUUUCACUUAUUACAUAAAAAGUCACAUUCUCGUUCUAAUACCAAAAUUGAUUCAAAAAAAAGUGUUUUCUCCCAUUGUUGUAUAUCCUUAGUGUCUUGAAUAUAACGCAAUUAUUUUUUUUAUACAUAUUUUCAUUUCUAAAUAACAAAUUGUGAUCUAUAUUAUUAUUAUUGUUUUAAUAGUAAUUUUAAAUGAAUCUUAUCUAACCUCAAUAUACAUACAUUUUUGCAACAUAGUACUUUAAACUUAACCUCAUUUUAAAGCAAUAUCUCUAUAAUAAUACUGGAUAUAUUUUCAUAUAGAUACAACUUAAGGUGGAAGGCCAGUGGGGAACCGAAAAGUUGAUUCCUUAAAAAUUAUUUUUCUAAAACAAAACCUUUUUUUAGCAUUUAAAAGCCAUGUGAUAAAACGCAUUGAUAUGUCAACAACUUUUAAAUGUUUGUUCAAACAUAGGUCGAUUUUUAUACGUUUUCUUAUUCGACGGCAAUCGUUGGUUGUUAUGAUAUGCAUUUUCAACAAUUUUUACAAAUUUGAACAGUUUUUUAUUCAAACUACUGAAUUACGAAAUUGGGUUGACAGUUCAUUGUAGCAGCAGCUGAGUCGAUGUGACUACCUCAUGGAUUUGAUUUAACGAUAAUCGACUUACGGAUCCCUAGCUUCCCCAACUUUUCUAUAAUAGUUAAACUUCAGUUUAUUCUUUGUCUCUUUUUGUUAGCUUUUCUCAGUACGCCAAAGAGAAAAAUAAGUUCAAAAUUAAAUCUAUAAAUGAUUUGGAAAAAAUAACAUUCUGUUGCUCAAAUAUUCUUUGCUGGCCUUCCACCAUUAUUAGUCUUUUUCCUAUCAACCCUUGCUCUCUUUCCCUCUCUUUUUGUUAAAAAAUGUACAUCACCAUGAAAACUGUUAUACUAAAACUAGCAUUUAUAAACAAUUGUUUAACAAUUUAGUUACAAAAACCAA
This is a messenger RNA of Musca domestica (house fly), 12877 nucleotides long. RefSeq names its product inositol 1,4,5-trisphosphate receptor (gene Itpr). Gene Ontology annotation, biological process: calcium ion transmembrane transport. Gene Ontology annotation, molecular function: inositol 1,4,5 trisphosphate binding; inositol 1,4,5-trisphosphate-gated calcium channel activity. NCBI's taxonomy places the organism in Eukaryota, Metazoa, Arthropoda, Insecta, Diptera, Muscidae. Gene Ontology annotation, cellular component: membrane; endoplasmic reticulum. The record is from RefSeq and is a predicted model, not a curated record.